AUGGCGAUUUCGUCUCCGGGUAGCUACCGAUUUCGUCUCAAGGGAGCUGGCGAUUUCUUCUCAGGGGAGCUGGCGAUUUCGUCUCAGGGGAGUUGCCUCGAGGUUUUCGCGUCAGCCUUUCUAGGCACGGCAUUUCGUCAUUGGCUCCUCACCAUGGCGGCCCGCCGAAUCCCGGCUACCGUCGCCGCACUUGCCGCCGCAACUGCCGCUGGAUUCGCGUCCGCUAUCGCCGUUCUCGUCCUCUCCCGGCCGCUCCACUCGCUUCCCGCCAUCCUCCAUGCCUUUCUCCUCCGCAUCCUGCGCCGAAUCACACGCACCCUCCUCCCUACUUGCGGUGGCUUUAACCUCCUCCAUAGAACGCGAUCCGUCCUUUCGUCUAUCGAGGCGCCUCCAGUCUCGUCGCUCCCCUCGUCGCCCAAUCAAAAUGCACCGCCCACAUCUCAAUGCCGAGCGGACGGCUGCGAUUUUCUCCUCGCCGCUGCUCCCCUCGAUAUUGACGGCUCUGGAAAUCCCCCCGCAGCAGAUGCGACUGGCCUUGCGACCAACCGUGCGACCCUUGCGACUGGUCCGGAGGCGGCGUCGCACAAUCUCUACGGGCCAAGAGCUGCGAUCGACCGGCGUGAAAGCCACGACGCUUCGCGGAAAGGGCGCGACGCGCGCGAUGGGCUGGUGGCGGCGAUCGGCAACACGCCGCUGAUCCGCAUCGCGAGUCUGUCCGCCGCCACGGGCUGCGAGAUCUACGGCAAGGCGGAGUUUGUGAACCCGGGCGGCAGCGUUAAGGACCGCGUGGCGCUUCGGAUCGUGCAGGAGGUAAGUCCCAUCGAGAUCUACGGCAGGGCGGAAUCUGUCAAUCCGGGCGGCAGCGUCAAGGACCGAGUGGGGCUGAGGAUUGUGCAAGAGAGUGCCUUGUCUUUUCCUAUCCCCAUCGCCGCGGUUUUUUUCCCCUUUUCCCUCGCCAGGCGCUCGAGUCCGGCAGCUGAAGGCCGGAGGGCUGAUAACGGAGGGCUUCUCAAUCCGGACUUUCCCUCUGCUUCCUUCUCCUUUCUUUCUCCUUCAAUACCCUCUUCCUCCGCCCUUCUUCUCUCCCCUCGCCAGGCGCUCGAGUCGGGGCAGCUGAAACCGGGGGGGCUGAUAACAGAGGGCAGUGCGGGCAGCACAGGUGUCGCGCUCGCAUUGGUCGCCGCGGCGUUUGGCUGCCGCUGCUUUGUGGCCAUGCCAGAUGACGCUGCUGUGGAGAAGGCCGAGGCAAUGAGAGCACUGGGAGCUGAGGUUGCUCGUGUGCGUCCUUUUGAGAAUCUGGCCAACUACCGGGCGCACUACUGUGGCACGGGGCCUGAGAUCUGGAGGCAGAUGGGCGGCGCAGUAGAUGCCUUUGUUGCCGCUGCUGGCACUGGAGGGACCAUUGCUGGGAUCUCCUGCUAUUUGAAGGAGCAAAAUCCUUCAGUGAAGGUCUACUUGAUCGACCCACCUGGGUCGAGUCUCUUCCACAAGGUCACCCGGGGAGUGCUGUACACGCGGCAGGAGGCGGAGGGGAAGAGGCUGUGCAACCCAUUCGAUACAAUCACAGAGGGCAUUGGUAUCAACCGGCUGACGGCUAACUUCAAUGCUGCGCGGAUCGAUGGAGCGUUCAGAGGGACGGACAGGGAGGCCGUUGAGAUGGCGCGCUUCCUGCUGCGCAACGAUGGGCUCUUCAUCGGGUCCUCCUCUGCCAUGAACUGUGUGGGCGCCAUGAGGGUGGCAGAGAGGCUUGGUCCCGGGCACACCAUUGUGACCAUGCUGUGUGACAGUGGCUUCCGGCACCUGAGCAAGUUCCAUAAUGAGGGCAUCGUGACCAUGCUGUGUGACUGUGGCUUCCGGCACCUCAGCAAGUUCCACAACGAGGGGUAUUCGAGGGGCCAAGGGCUCUUGCCUUCUGCGACAGGGCUUGAGUUUCUGAAAGAUUUGCGGAGCAGGGGUGAUGGUGUGACCCCGUUGUACGACGUUGGAGAGUAUCUUGUAACGGGGGGGGGCCAAAUAAUAAUAAUAAUAAUAAUAAUAAUAAUAAUAAUAAUAAUAAUAAUAAUAAUAAUAAUAAUAAUAAUAAUAAUAAUAAUAAUAAUAAUAAUAAUAAUAAUAAUAAUAAUAAUAAUAAUAAUAAUAAUAAUAAUAAUAAUAAUAAUAAUAAUAAUAAUAAUAAUAAUAAUAAUAAUAAUAAUAAUAAUAAUAAUAAUAAAUACGGAGAGCAUUGUGGUCAGUGAGUGUACUGCGUAG
Closterium sp. Yama58-4 is the source of this 2250-nucleotide messenger RNA. NCBI's taxonomy places the organism in Eukaryota, Viridiplantae, Streptophyta, Zygnematophyceae, Desmidiales, Closteriaceae. The record is from the annotation of a GenBank genome assembly.